Messenger RNA from Aethina tumida (small hive beetle), 1170 nucleotides. RefSeq names its product geranylgeranyl transferase type-2 subunit alpha (gene RabGGTa). The transcript has 6 exons. Lineage: Eukaryota; Metazoa; Arthropoda; Insecta; Coleoptera; Nitidulidae. Gene Ontology annotation, cellular component: cytoplasm; Rab-protein geranylgeranyltransferase complex. The record is from RefSeq and is a predicted model, not a curated record. Bases 67 to 1008 code for a protein of 313 amino acids. Gene Ontology annotation, biological process: protein geranylgeranylation. Gene Ontology annotation, molecular function: Rab geranylgeranyltransferase activity.
GUAAAUAAAUGUGAAGUUGGACAUAAAUUGUGAAUAACAAAAAGUUAGAUUUAUCGAUCCUCCAAAAUGCACGGCAGACUUAAAGUAAAGACAACAGAAGAGCAACGGCUCGAAAAACACAAACAGCAACAAAAGAAACUGGCAGCGUACAGAGCUGGAAUGCAACAAAUAUUCUCCAAGAGAUCCCAAAAUUCCUACGAUCCCGAGACAUUAAUCAUAUCUGCGAAUUUUCUAGCAUCUAAUCCCGAUAUAUACACUUUGUGGAACAUCAGAAAGGAGAUCAUUUUGAUGAAAAUUAAAGAGAGUAAUGAUGAGGAAGAUGGUGAAGAAAAGUUGUGCGAAUUCUUAGAGAAAGAAAUUCAACUAACAUUAACCUGUUUGAAGUCAAAUCCAAAAUCUUAUGGGACAUGGCACCAUAGAUAUUGGGUUUUGUUACAUCAUCCCAAACCUAAUUGGACCAAUGAAUUUAAUUUGUGUUCAAUGUAUCUUUCUUAUGAUGAUAGAAACUUUCACGUUUGGGAUUACCGAAGACUAAUCCUACAAAAAAAGGGUGAACCAAUAGAAAACGAAAUUAACUUUUCCACAAAGUUACUCAAUGAAAACUUUUCAAAUUACUCUUCAUGGCAUUAUAGAAGUACAUUGAGAAAACUGGAUGAGGAAAGUGCUGGUCAAGAAUUGACUUUAGUACAAAAUGCUGUGUUUACUGAUCCAGCUGAUUCAAGUGCCUGGUUUUACCUUAGAUGGGUUCUAAGCAACCCCAAUCUUCCAACAGAAAAUAAACAGGAACUAAUUGAAGCGUUUGAACAGUUACAAGAGCUAGAACCAGAUUGCAAAUGGAUUUUAUUGGCAAAAUGCUGGUUGACUGGAAGCUUGUGUUUAAACGAUAAAUAUUAUGCGGAUAAACGUGUACAAUACUACAAAAAACUCAUACUUCUGGAUCCACUUAGAAAAGGAGAGUAUGAGGAUUACUUAAAGGCUGUUGAAGAUAAAGCAUCUGGUGAUAAAUAACACUUAAUUAUUUAUAAUUUAAGUACUCAGUUUCCUUUUGUGUAAUUCCAUUUGUAUCUUCUGUUGCACCUUUUCUUCAUAUAUUUGAACAUGUGAAUAAUUGUUAUUUGUAUAUUUAUAUUAUAAAUAGACUUUUAAAUAAACUUACUGAAUCAGUUAAAA